This is a messenger RNA of Engraulis encrasicolus (European anchovy), 4055 nucleotides long. It is a transcript of the gene smcr8a, whose product is annotated as Smith-Magenis syndrome chromosome region, candidate 8a. NCBI's taxonomy places the organism in Eukaryota, Metazoa, Chordata, Actinopteri, Clupeiformes, Engraulidae. Gene Ontology annotation, cellular component: guanyl-nucleotide exchange factor complex. Bases 303 to 3050 code for a protein of 915 amino acids. The record is from RefSeq and is a predicted model, not a curated record. Gene Ontology annotation, molecular function: GTPase activator activity. The transcript has 2 exons.
AAAUUUGAGGCCAGCGUUUGGAUGCUAGCUAAAUGUUACGUCCGUGCAACCUUACGUUAAUUGAUGGUGCGUAGCUAGCUGGCUAAUUACACAUUGAAUCGUUGAAGACAUGUAUUGGCAUUCACAUGUUUCGCCUACAUCAACUGUUAUGACCGCAGUCGUAGCCACAAGUUGUAGGUAUCCUUAUUUUCAUUGAUGCAACGUCACUGUCACUCCACCGCUGUGUUGAUGUCUUGUAUCGCACACACAAGGAAGGAGCAGUAGACGCGCAAUUCUCCUCAUGUGCCGCACACAGAGAAAACAUGAUCGGCUCACCAGACGUGGUGGCUUUUACCAAAGAAGAUGACUUUGGUGAGAUCUACCCCGACCCUCUUGUGCUUCCAGAGGAGUUUUCUGUGCCUUUGUUCAACCAUGCUGCGAACCCUUGGACGAAGACGACGUAUGCUAAAUUUUCCAAGGAUUUCAUUCUUAUCUCCGAAUUCUCCGAACAAGUGGGUCCACAGCCCCUUCUCACCAUUCCGGAUGAAUCGAAAGUAUGUGGAACAUUUGACCUCAACUAUUUCUCCCUGCGAAUCAUGUCUGUGGAUUACCAGGCCUCUUUCGUCGGGCACCCUCCUGGGUCCAACUACCCCAAGCUCAAUUUUGUGGAAGACUCCAAGGUAGUCCUGGGUGAUUCAAAGGAGGGCGCCUUUGCCUAUGUCCACCACCUGACGCUGUAUGACUUGGAAGCACGGGGCUUUGUCAGGCCAUUCUGUAUGGCGUACAUUUCUGCAGACGAGAGAAAGAUCAUGCAGCAGUUCCAGAGGCUCUCUACUGAGUUUUCCAAAGCCUCCGAGUGUUUGAAAAGUGGAAACCGAAGAGCUUUUGCCAACGAGUUGCAGAAGAAACUGAAAGACCUGGAAUACACACGGUCAGUGCUGCACAAAGAAACUGAACUGCAAAAGGUAAACAACGGCUGCUACUCCACACAGGCAAUUGAGAAAGCCAAUGAAUUGGCCAAUGUGGAGAAGUCCAUGUAUGAACACAGAGACCUGUUGAGGCAGAUCACUUCAUACCCCAGCAGGAAGAGGAAAGACCCUGAAUGCGUUGCGUUUGAACCUGAGAAGCCCACCGACAUAAACCAUGUAGACCUUGCACUGACCUCCAUCCAGCCUGACCUGGAAGUCAAGGCCAAAGUGGCAGCAGAGGAGACUGAACGGAAGUCCCCCUACACACCUCAGCUUAUCAAGGCCAAAUCUGCUAAAUGUUUCGACAAGCGACUGAAAACGCUCGAGGAGCUCUGCGAGUCCUCCUUCUACCACCACACUAUGGAUCAACUGAAAUUCAUAGAGAAGUCUUUCAGGGGGGACCUCUGCUACAUAUACACCGGUCAGAUAGACCGGGCUCUUGUGAGGCAGCAGAGAAUCACCAGUUUUCUCUUUGAGGAAGAGGAGGACAUUUGGCAAGAGAUGGGAUCCCUGAAACCGUUUGAUGCAGGCUGUCCACCUGCGGCCAGCCAGCCGCCGUCAGUAUCAGACGUUUCAGUUGAGCCUGUGAGUCUAGACUCCUACUACUCCUGUGUGGAUAGUAUCCAGAUCAGGACAGAGCCAGACUUUGCAGACCCCACAGGUCCCCCUGAGUCUAGCCCUUCCGAAUUCACUCAGGAAACCUCUGAAGAAGCCGCAGACACAGAGACAAAAGGGAGCUUCAGCAGCGACCGCAGCAUGGAGCCCAUAAGCCCAGGCACCCUGCACAUGCAAUUUCAAAAUACUGUAAUGGGGGAAGGUGUUGGCAGCGAGGAUUGUACUACCAUGACUGACGGUGCGUUUUUGGACCCGUGUGUAGCAGAUCAUUCCGACUCUCUGUAUGAAUCGCACUCUGUUGAGACAGGGCCAGAUGGAGUUGUAAAUACAUUCCCUUUGUUGGAGAACGACAUAGCCAUGAAUGCUGCUGUUGUGUACCAGACUGCGAGCAUUGUCCAGGUGGACGCCACAUGCUGUAUAGGCCAGGAGGGCUCUGUCAGUGAAGAGGCCUCCUCAGCUAAGCCAGCCCAGGAUGGCUGUGGGGAGAUGGUGGUGAAACAAGAGCCACUACCUUUGCUCCAGAGGGACCUGGUCCUCCAGGGAGACUAUGCCUUAGGUGAGCUUGCGCUGGAGAGCCCAGCAACAGGAGCCGCAGCAGCUGCUGGAGCCGGCCUGUCUCUCCCUGAGCUCCAGGGGAACGCGCUCUCUGAUGACAUGACCCGGAUCAGCGUGGAGGACGCCUCGGACACCACCAGCUACAUGAGCACCUCCACCAGCUCUGAUCGGGCGCCGUCGCCCUUCUGCCACGGCAACCCGGUCACCCUGAAGCAGAAGAAGAGGGCCGGGCAGAGCGCCCUGCGGUUCAUCCGGCAGUACCCCUUCGCCCAGCAAGCCAUCUUCUGCCUGCUCAGCGGGCGGACUCUGGUGGUGCUGGGGGUGGAUGAGGGCACGGUGCGAAAGCUGGUCAAUGCUCUGUCCAUUUUCGUGCCUAGCCUGGGCAAGUACGGGGAGACGGUGCAGCCCUGGCUCUCCACACCCUUUCAGCUUACUGACCUGCAGAGAUGGAAGCUCAUCGGCCUUCAGAGGAUGGCCUCCCCCACAGGCUCCAGCAUCCUCAACUCCCUGAGCCGCUACAGUCGUUAUCUGGGCAUUCUGGAUGCGGACAACAAGACCAUGCGCUGUCCUCCGUACAAGGGCGCUCUGCUGUCCCACAUGGCCGACCACAGGACUCAGAUCAAGAGGGGCAGCACGUACUUCUUGCACGUCCAGAGCGUGCUGACCCAGCUAGCGGCCAGGGCCUUCCUCUUCACCUUCUGCCACCACCUGCACCUCCCGCUGGAGGCCAGGGAGGAGGACGAGGGCGGCGUGACUGCACGCAGGACUAGCUUUCUGCAUCACCUGGGCUUCAGCGAGGAGGAGAGCAGGAUGGUGCUCUUCCUCAGCGAGCUCAUCAAACAGCAUUACCUGCUUCAGGGACCUUCUUCCAAGGGAGCUAGCCAAUCAGUCUUACGUUUCAAUUACACCACCAGCUAUUUGUACAAAAUCUGAUGCUCUGAAUGUGUGCGUACAAAAUCUGAUUCUGUGUGUGUGUGUGUGCAUGUGCACAUUCUGCUGGAAUUCACCCCCACCCCCACUGCUGUCUGUUGAAAUCAAGAUUAUUUUUUUUCUUCUUCUUCAUUUGCGUCCCCUGGUUUAUGACUUUGUAUCAACUCUGACAUUCCAGGAAGAGGUUUUUUUUAAAAAGUUGCAGUUUAAAGUAUCUCUUUUGACUAUCAUGUUUGUAUUACUGGCUGACUAUUCUGCUUUCAAUAUAGAUGAGUGUUUUUUUCUGAGGGCUAUGGAGAGUUGCACAUGGUGGUAUUCUGCGCUUAGGACAUAGCUAGUUGAGUUCUCCGUCUCUCAGGCAAAGUAGCUCACUCGGCACAUUGCACUCACUUGUACACGGAAGCACAAGUGGCUCAAGUAAUUUUUUCCCCCUCCAAAUGGAUGUCAAUUUAACUUCACAACCGACUCUGAUUCGCUGUGCCAGUGGGAGGGAAGCAGAUAAGUUGAUCGUGUUAUGAUGAGCUUUGCAAGUGAGAACAUUUUUGAGGGAACUAUUUUGUCAGCUGUUAGUCAGCAUAACCUUUUUUGCCUUCUUGACUAUUCUCCUCUCCAUCAACUGCUGUACUGGAGGUUAUAUUGAGCUUAAUUUCAAAAGGUUAUAUUUUUUACUGCUUUUCAUGUUGAAUGACCAUUUAGUUGAACGUAUGGAGACUGAGUUGUGUUUUCCAGAUAACUAGACUUAAGGGAAUGAAACUAUUCAUCAGCCUAAGAUAUUACUACGGUUGGCCUUAAUUUACACACAUGAACGGUAUGUCAUAUACCUAUAUUGAUGUAUACUUUUACUAUUAAAUCCCUAUUCCUACCGAUACUUAAUCCCAUAAUCAUUUGUUUGCUGUAUCAUUUAAAAGAAAAGCUCAUCCCCAUAAUGUACAACCUCUGCCUUUUAAUUAUAACAUAUCAAUGCAGUGUGCACUUACUGUACAUCAUUUGGAUUAUCAGGUACUUAAU